Messenger RNA from Verruconis gallopava, 1884 nucleotides. RefSeq lists its product as uncharacterized. The coding region runs from base 1 to 1617 and encodes 538 amino acids. Gene Ontology annotation, biological process: carbohydrate metabolic process. The transcript has a single exon. Gene Ontology annotation, molecular function: hydrolase activity, hydrolyzing O-glycosyl compounds. The record is from RefSeq and is a predicted model, not a curated record. Lineage: Eukaryota; Fungi; Ascomycota; Dothideomycetes; Venturiales; Sympoventuriaceae.
AUGACAAUAACAAAUCCAAUUAUUCCUGGGUUUGCUCCCGACCCCUCAAUUGUCUUGGUCAAGGACACAUACUACCUCGUAAAUUCUAGCUUUCAUGUGUUUCCAGGGUUGCCCAUAUAUACAAGUAACAAUCUUCAAGACUGGACGCUUCGCACCCACGCCAUCUCUAGACCAACUCAGCUUUCACUCCGUCACGCGUGGGCUACGCAAAUACCCGUGGCUCAAACACCGAAUUUGAUCAUCAACGGAGGCCUUUUCGCGCCGACGAUCCGAUAUUAUAGAUCGAUGUUUUACAUUGUCUGUACCAAUGCAAUAGAGGAUCCAGAUGAAAAGAAACAUAUUUUUGAGAACUUCUUGAUCAGCUGCCCCGAGGAACGAAUCUGUGACCCAUAUGCUUGGUCAGAUCCGAUUUACUUUGCUUUUCCUGGCAUUGACCCCUCGCUAUUCUUCGAUACUAAAACGGGACGCGCCUUCAUCCAAGGCUCAUAUCGCAGUGGUCCGCCCUGGGCCCCGAAUUGCUCAAUCAGACAGUUUGAGAUUGAUUUAAAUUCUGGAAAAGCUCUUUCUGAGACAAGGCUAUUGUGGAAAGGCGCCAGGCCUGGUGGCGAUGCAGAAGGACCUCAUCUAUACCAUAAAGACGGAUGGUAUUAUCUUUUGACUGCUGAAGGUUCGACCUUUGAAGGUCAUGAGAUCAACAUCGCAAGGGCACGCGACAUUUGGGGGCCUUAUGAGAGCUGUCCUUCUAACCCCCUGCUGACAGCGAAAGGAACUAAAGAAGCGGUGCAAUGGACAGGCCAUGGAGACUUGUUUCAAGAUAAGAAUGGGAAGUGGUGGUGUGUGCAUCUGGGCGUGCGUCAGAAUGGUACGAAUGUCCUGCGUUGCCCUUUGGGAAGGGAAACAUUCCUAACGCCUGUGACAUGGGAGCAUGAAUCAUGGCCGAAAAUCAACCAGACGAGGCUGGAGUUUGAUGAACCAGUCGAAUUUAUGGCAGAAAUUUCUUCGAAGGAGCAAAAAAAUCUUGGCGAUGCACUCAUAUGCGAAGACACGUACAUACGGACUCCUGACUUGACUUGCUAUAGACAUUUCCCACCUAACUCGUAUGAACUCAGUCCACGCUCCUCGACGCUGAACGAGCAAUAUGGUUCAACGACAUUUGUUGGCCGGAGGCAAAGAUCAUUGGAAUGCUCGGUUACGGUCGAACUGAAUGUUAGGUUGAUGCCUACGAACGGCGUUCACGCAGGUCUAGCGGUCUAUAAGGACAACCUUCGACAUGCCGAGAUAUUCUACAACUCUCAUAAGAAGCGAAUGGAGUUUGGUGUGGUGUCAACUAUAGGAGUUUCAGGCGAAAUAACUGGACAUGGAUCAAUUUCUGACGUUGAAGGUAGCGUCCUGCUAAAGAUUGACGCACGUCCAUGCGAAUACACAUUUUCGUGGGCUCGGAAAGUCUCAGAAAGUACGAGCUUCAACUGGUCCCAGAUUGCGUCGAUCGACUCAGCAAUUCUAUCCGGACAUGACAUGACUGGAACCUUUUUCGGCAUGUUUGCAAACACUGUUGGGGAUUUCGCCUCAACUGCCCAAUGGGUGCGGUUCGAGGACUUCAGAAUGGUCAAUAAGUAAUUGCGUAGAGAAGGAUCACUUAUGCUGCAUUGCAUAGUACGCUCAAGGCUUUGUACGUCAUUAUUGAUGUGAUACAAAUUUUUUUCUGAGCACAGAUUUUGCUGCGUCUGCUCAAUUGCAUCGGAUACAUGUGAUGGGAAUGAGUUUCGGACUUGCACUUCAGGAGCUAUGUCAGCGUUUUGGUAGCUCGUCUACCAAGGUUCAACAUAAAACUUCAUUAGGCAGGCCUACUUUGAGAUAGAUGUUCUACCUUCAACCCUCAGUUGC